UUCCGCCUUUAUUCGGUAACGAUGGCCUAUGAUCUCGUACCCAUGUUUUUAAUUUGUUUAAUUAGCUAAUUUAUCCUAACGAAAAGUACAUCGACUCUCAGUUAUUCAAUAUCGCAUAUUCAAUUUCGAAAAGUAGCGGGUUUGACAACGCCACGCGGAUCGGGUGGAUCGGGUCACAUUUCUUCAGUAGCGUUCUAGGAGGGGCCGGUCGCAAGCCGGAAUGAUCGUGCAAGAUCAUUCUCCUCAUCUCAACGGAUGUGCAGGCAAACACUUUGCGAGUGGAUCUAAUAGCGCAAUUUAAAGAUGAAUUCAGUGGAAGAAGUAUACCGUAGCGGAUGGCCAUGGUUGAGAAAAUAUUCAAAAACUUUACAAAUUGGAGCGACAAUUUCGGGCAAUUUUUUAUUUCUUAAGAACGCCGGAUAUUCGAUGGAAAAGACCGCGAUGCUUUCGGCGGUUAUGCUAGGUGGUGUUACUCUACUCUGUUUCUUCAGUCGUCAACGGAAAAUAAAUGCACGGGAUCUUAUCGUUAUAACCGGUUGCAAUUCCGGUUUGGGUUAUAGUCUAGCGAUGCACUGUCGUGCCCAGGGUGCGGUGGUUUUGGGCGGAAUGCGCAAAGCAUCGGCAUCAACAGCCUCUAAUUCCAAUACUGCUGUCAAAGCAUUGGAGAACAAAGGCGUCAUCGUUCACCAUCUCGAUAUCACAAAUGAACAAUCUACUCAAGAUUUUCGAGAGAAAAUUAAAAAACUGUUAGAGGAACGGCAAUUAGUGUUGCGCGCCUUGGUGAAUAAUGCGGGAGUAAUGACUUUCGGUGAAUUCGAAUGGCAAACGCAAGAUCUCGCGGAGUACCAAAUAAACACAAACUUGCUGGGAACGAUGAGAAUCACGCGGGAAUUGAUGCCGAUUUUACGAAAAAAUAAUAGCAGGAUUAUCGUGAUAUCCAGCCAUUGCGCCGAUGAACCUUUGCCGGGAAUAAGCAUCUACGGAGCCACGAAGGCCGCCCUCCAUGCAUGGACCACCUCCCUCCGCGUAGAAAUUAGCAAAUAUGGGGUUGAAGUAGUCUCCUUUGUACCCGGUGGCUUUGUAACAGAAAGCAAUAUCAUGAAACGACAAAGGUUACAUUUUGAUGAGAUGAGAAAACACAUGUCGGAUGAAGCGAAACAAUUUUAUGGCAACUAUUUUAAUCGAUACGCAGAGUAUUUUUCCUUGGAUUCGAUUAUGAAAGAUGAAGACAAUGUAAAAGUCUUAUCGGAUCCAAAAAUUUAUGAAACCUUCGACAAUGCUCUUCUAGACAUUUAUCCUUCGACAGUUUAUAAAUGCGAGCCGUGGAGAUACUUUUUUUAUCGCAUAUUGUUCAAAAGCACCCCGAGAUGGAUACGUGACCGAUUGGUACAACGUUUCGUCGUAGUACCACCAUGGCAACCCAAUGAAUAAUAAAUUUUUUCUUAAUAGUUAAAUAGGAUUUUCCUUCUUCAUUUGUUACUUUUUGCAUUUUAUUCGAAAGAAGGAUGUUAUAAUAAUUCAUUAAAAAAUGAAUAUAUGCUGUAUACAUUU
Pogonomyrmex barbatus (red harvester ant) is the source of this 1551-nucleotide messenger RNA. It is a transcript of the gene sro, whose product is annotated as SDR family oxidoreductase shroud. Gene Ontology annotation, cellular component: intracellular membrane-bounded organelle. Gene Ontology annotation, biological process: steroid metabolic process. Lineage: Eukaryota; Metazoa; Arthropoda; Insecta; Hymenoptera; Formicidae. Gene Ontology annotation, molecular function: oxidoreductase activity. The record is from RefSeq and is a predicted model, not a curated record.